AUGUCGUCAAGUGUGAAAGCGCGAGGAAGUUGGGCUUCCAAAACGGAGUUCAUACUGUCCUGUAUGGGUUAUGCAAUCGGGCUCGGUAAUGUCUGGCGGUUUCCGUAUCUUUGCUAUCGUAAUGGUGGUGGUGCCUUCCUCGUGCCCUAUCUGUUGAUGUUGUUUCUCUGCGGCAUUCCGUUGUUCUUUUUGGAAGUUUGUUUGGGACAGUUCACCGGUACCGGGUGUGUGACGGUGUUUAAACUGGUUCCACUGCUGAAGGGUGCGGGAAUAACGAUCGUUAUAAUUAAUUUUAUCUGUUCUUCCUAUUAUAAUGUGAUCAUUGCCUAUCCGAUUUUGUUUCUUUGGAAAUCUGCUGGAGCUCAAUUACCGUGGGAAAAUUGCCGGAACGCUUGGAAUACACCGAGAUGUCUGGAACUGAACGGGACUGGUGGUGCAGUGCAGCUGCUGAUGAACAAUAGUUUGCUCGAACCGUCACAGAGGAUGCGCACUCCAGCGGAUGAGUUUUUCCACAAUGAAAUCCUGCACAUCUCGGACGGUAUCGGCACGCCGGGCGGCAUCGUAUGGCACCUGCUGGUUUGUGACGUGAUCGCUUGGGUGGUGAUCUAUUGCUGCAUCAUUAACGGAGUGCAGUCGGUCGGGAAGGUCGUCUACUUCACCGCCACCUUUCCGUUUGUGAUUUUGGCCGUCCUUUUCGUUCGCGGGAUCACCCUGCCCGGGGCGAUGGACGGAAUUCGGUUCUACAUCAUGCCCAACUGGAGUGAGCUGACCAACCUGAAGGUAUGGGCCGAUGCGGCGGUGCAGAUUUUCUUCUCGCUCGGACCCGGCUGGGGUGGAAUCGUUAAUAUGGCGAGCUAUAAUAAGUUCAGAAACAAUACCAAAUUCGACGCCGUACUUAUUCCGAUCGUUAAUUGCUCGACCAGCAUCUUUGCUGGAUUCGUUGUCUUCUCGGUGCUAGGGUAUAUGUCACAUCAAACGGGUUUGCCGGUAUCAACGGUCGCCACUGGAGGACCAGGUCUGGCGUUUGUGACCUACCCGGAGGCUAUCGGAAUGCUGCCUUUUCCGCAGUUUUGGGCUUGCUUGUUUUUCGUUAUGCUAUUUCUGUUGGGCGUCGAUAGCCAGUUCGUUCAAAUAGAGGCCAUCAUUUCAUCGGUAAUGGAUGUUUAUCCACGGUGCAGAAAACGAAAGCGCUGGAUCACGCUUGGCACCUGCUUCAUAAUGUUUCUGCUGUCGAUCUCUUGUGCGACGCAAGGGGGAAUGUACCUGCUGCAGUUAUUCGAUUGGUACUCGUCCUCAAUUUCGGUAAUUUUGGUUUGUAUCGUAGAAAUAGUGGCCAUAGGGUGGAUUUACGGUGUCCACAACUAUGUGCGUGAUAUCGAAUACAUGAUCGAGAGACCCGUGGAGAAGUACUGGAUAGUAUCCUGGAAGUUUAUAAAUCCUGUUAUUUUAACGUUCAUCUUCCUAACGACCAUUAUCUACAACACGGAAAUAACCUACAACGGAGUUUCCUAUCCUCGGUGGGCCAUCGCAUUAGGAUGGGGCAGUUGUUUGGCAUCGAUGCUGUGGAUACCAAGUGUUGCCGUUUAUAAACUGAUCCGAUCGAAAGGGUCUUUUCUGGAAAGAGUGAAGCACAACUUAAAAGCUAAAGAUUGGGGACCGGCGGAUGAGUUGGAAAGAACUCUGUGGAAGAGUCACAUCGAAAUGAACUGCAGACCGUAG
This is a messenger RNA of Sabethes cyaneus, 1719 nucleotides long. Its product is annotated as sodium- and chloride-dependent glycine transporter 2. The coding region runs from base 1 to 1719 and encodes 572 amino acids. Gene Ontology annotation, cellular component: membrane. The transcript has 7 exons. The record is from RefSeq and is a predicted model, not a curated record. Gene Ontology annotation, molecular function: glycine transmembrane transporter activity. Gene Ontology annotation, biological process: sodium ion transmembrane transport. Lineage: Eukaryota; Metazoa; Arthropoda; Insecta; Diptera; Culicidae.